Molecule: messenger RNA, 3231 nt
Organism: Hemibagrus wyckioides
Lineage: Eukaryota; Metazoa; Chordata; Actinopteri; Siluriformes; Bagridae
Gene: dhps
Product: deoxyhypusine synthase
Exons: 10
Coding region: 109-1194 (361 amino acids)
Biological process (GO): peptidyl-hypusine biosynthetic process
Cellular component (GO): cytoplasm
Molecular function (GO): deoxyhypusine synthase activity
Source: RefSeq, a predicted model, not a curated record
CAGUUCUCCAUUUUGUCCCUCUCCGGUUGCCGUAGUCAGGAGAACACACGUGCAGUAUUUACUAGAGUGAUGUAGCCACUGCUGUCUGAAACUCACACUUCAGUAAAUAUGGCAGAUCAGAUCCCCUUCGUGGCCCUAGAUGCUGUUCUGAAAGAGAGUGGCGCUCUCCCAGAGGACAUGCCACAGAUCAGAGGUUAUGAUUUUAAUCAGGGAGUAGACCACCGAGCUCUGCUGCACUCCUACCUCACCACAGGCUUCCAGGCUAGCAGUUUUGCCAUGGCUGUACAGGAGAUCAAUAAGAUGAUUGACAGACGUCUGGAGCCGGUGGAGGAGCAGGAACAGACCUGUGACUCUCAGCAGAGUGAGUCAGGAUGUACCAUCUUCUUAGGCUACACAUCCAACCUCAUCAGCUCCGGGGUCCGCGAGAGCAUCCGCUAUCUUGUUCAGCAUAAAAUGGUGGACGUGGUAGUGACAACAGCAGGAGGCAUUGAGGAAGAUCUUAUUAAAUGUUUGGCUCCCACAUAUCUAGGUGAAUUUAGCCUUCCAGGCAAAGAGCUGAGACAGAGAGGCAUCAACAGAAUCGGUAACCUGCUGGUGCCUAAUGACAACUACUGCAAGUUUGAGGACUGGUUGAUGCCCAUCCUGGACCAGAUGGUGUUGGAGCAAAAAACGGAGGGCACAUGCUGGACUCCCUCCAAAAUGAUCCACAGACUAGGCAAAGAAAUCAACAACCCUGACUCUGUGUACUACUGGGCUUACAAGAAUGACAUCCCUGUGUUUAGUCCUGCCAUCACUGAUGGUUCAUUGGGUGAUAUGAUCUAUUUCCAUUCCUACAAGAACCCGGGACUGGUCUUGGACAUUGUGGAGGAUAUCCGGAGGUUGAACUGUAAAGCUGUGUUUGCCAAAAACACAGGCAUGAUCAUUCUGGGUGGAGGCCUCGUGAAGCACCACAUCGCAAACGCCAAUCUUAUGAGGAAUGGUGCCGAUUUUGCUGUGUACGUGAACACGGGGCAAGAGUUUGAUGGCUCAGACUCAGGGGCCAGACCAGAUGAGGCUGUGUCUUGGGGAAAAAUCCGCAUGGAUGCCAAACCUGUCAAAGUCUAUGCAGAUGCCUCUAUAGUCUUUCCCCUGCUGGUGGCUGAAACGUUUGCACAUCAGGCCAGCAAACUGACUUCACAUAAAGAGAGUGACUAACACCACCUGCUCUUUCCUCCUGUAGUUUCUCUUUCCUUCUUCUCCAAUUUUUUUAUUUACUUUUUUCUUCUGGUAUGUUUGUAUCCGUUGUCGCUGAUUCCACCUACUUCUUCACAGCUGCCCAAAUUGUUUUAGAACUAUUUAUUAAGUCUUCUUAUUGAAGUUUUAUUUAUAAUUUUGGGUAACUGUAUACUUGUGUUCCCCUCUUUACUUAUAACUGCAUGACGUGAUUAUAUAUGUAUAUAAACACAUGCCUCCACUCCUUCUCCUCCUCUCCAGGCGGCUUUGCUUCAUCCUGUAAAAAAAAAAAAAGGUUUUUUUGUGUUUUUUGUUUUGUUUUGAAGCAACCUGUGACAUUGCAAUCCUCCUGCACUCACCUGAACUGGACAUACUGCCAGUUUGGGAUUUGGAUCAGCUGUUUCUAGAGUACUUCCUCUUGGCUUACUGGUUUUUUUUUUUUUUUUUGGAUGUGGCAUGUGGUCACCAGCACAUCGUUUGCGGGUUUGGGUUUGACUGCUGCCUCCUCUGGGAUUUGCACGUCAGCCGAGAGGGAAAUGUGAGGCAUUUGCAGCUGUGCAACAAACUCAUAUUUAGGAUAAAUGCAAGUGCACUACAGGUCACUGUAUAUUACUGGUCUGAAUUUCUUAUUUAUAUAUGAUCAGAAGUUUGUCUCUUGUCAUCUGUAUGGAUUAAAAGUUUAUGGAGCCAAAGAGCCGCUCAUACAGCUUUUGACUGGAGGUCAGUAACUUUUCAUUCCUCUGACCAGGAAAAGCAAAGAAAUCAAUAUCAGCAAUUUGCACUGCUGUACACUGCUAUCUGCCUCUGCUCUGCUUCAUACAUACAUCACUCUGUGUCCUUAGCCAAGGACACCUUCCACCUCCUGGAGCUACUUUUACUGCCACCCUCCUCUCCUAUAUAAAUACAUAAAUGCUUUUAUUAAAGCUGUAAGAAAAUAAAAAGGUUAUGAAUAUUUUUAUUUUUUGCUGUAACAGCAUUGCAAAGUCAGUUGUUUUUCUAAUUAUACGAAGCAAAAAGUCCUUUUCAGCCGGUUAGACUGAUGCCAUGCUGCUUCAGCCAUUUAUGUAAAUUUAUGUGAAGGUUUGUUGAAGAUUUGUGUGGCUUCUUUUAUGAUUAUAAACAUUUGACUUUAUAGAAAAAGAAACAUCUGUAAGCAUUCAAGCCUCUUGAGCUUUAUCAUGGAGGAGACAUUACAGAUUUAGUUUUAUUUCAGACAUUGGAAUGCAGUUUGCUUUAAACAUUAGUGAAACUUCUGCCGUUAGGUGUUUAGUUCCAAAACACCAACCAGGUUUUGGUGUCAUGCUGAGGAUGGUGUUAUUCAGUGAUAUUACAUGGAAGUGCUAAAAAUCUACCAAACCAGGCCUUAUAAAUGACAUAAUAUAAAUAAAGUGGGGGCAAACUGUUACACACGCACACAAGAUUAAGGAUUUCAAGAUUGUAAUGCUCUUCUGCGUUCAUGUAAAAUACCAAAAACUGUGUCUGGUCCAUCUGUUUUAUUUUUUGGACUUGCCCAAUGAAGAAAUAGCUUCAGAAAGAUGAUGUAGAAGUUUCCAGUGUUUUUUUUUUUGUUCCUUACCAACAAUUUUGUUGGUUGCUUGUUAUACUUUGUCUCGCUCACUAUUUAUUCCCCAAUCCUUGAAACUGAUGAACAUUCAUUAACAUACUUCAGGUUCAUAUAGUCCAAAUUAGACUUGCAAUGUUUUCAAAACCUGGAAAGCAGGAGCUGUCAUUUUGUCAAAUGUUAGCAUCUACUUUAUGCCCACAUGACUGGUUUCUGGGCAACGAAAAUGUGGGGCUGGGCAAUUGGAGUGUCUUCAUGUAUGAAUACUUGGCUAAAUGCUUUUGUAAUGUGUAUAGACUCUAGUGUAAAAAUGUAAUCCUUUUUAAAUUAAAAUAUAUAUUACACUGUAUGUAUAUCAUCUGUAUUUAAUGUAAAUGACUUAAAAAGUAAUCAAAUCUGUCCACAGCAUUUUUGCCUGUUCCAGUCUGUCUUAUGAUCACACUGAAAUAAAAUCAGUA